Messenger RNA from Didymodactylos carnosus, 1548 nucleotides. Lineage: Eukaryota; Metazoa; Rotifera; Eurotatoria; Philodinida; Philodinidae. The record is from the annotation of a GenBank genome assembly.
CUAGUAGAGUAGGCUAAAUUAACGUUAAUUAGUACUAAUUAGUCAAUAACCGGAAGAAAAGAACAAAAAUUUUUACAUAUUUUCUCGUCGUAAAUAUUCUCCACACAUUUCUCUAUCGAUCUAGGCAAGAACCAACCUUUUGUGAUGAAUGGAGAAUGGACAGGAAUUUUUUUUGUAAUAACCUCGUGCUCAAAAAUUUAACAACAUUUUUUUAAGUAAUUAAUUUUUUUCUCAGCCAAAUAACGUCAGUAAGCCGAAAAAACUUCAGGACAUAUACUUCGAAGUAUCCUCUACAAACUGGGAACGCUAGAGAAAAAUCUAAAUGGGGGGACCCCCCUUAAAGUGGCCUUUUUCACCCUAAGGAAAAGGCUUUUCAAAAUUAUUUUUUUUGCCAAAAUGUGACUCUCUCAUUCUCCUUCAAAAUGAGAUAUUGGCAGACUUUCUACCAUUUGUCUGUGAAGAGAAACGAAUUUUAGAAAAAUCGUAGGAAGACUUUUAGACACUAAAACUAUAGUCGUCCUACUUGUUGAUCCUAUAACUCCGCCAAAAAAGAAAUUUUUGAGUAUACAGAAGAGCUAUCGACCUUUCAUUUGGUAUAUUUGAAAUCAGAAACAGGUUUAUAGUAACAGAUGUAAUAGAAACAUUCAUUGUAUGAACAGUUUUGCAGUGUAGUGUAAUCUUAAGAUGAUAGAAAGAAAACAACGACCUCCUGCUUGUCUGUUUUUAUACAUGGAAUAUGUUUUCUCAUCGGUAGGUCUUCCUCGCCACCAAGUUUGCCAACGUCAUCUCUGCGGAUCGCAAGUUCUCCGUCCGAGGCGAUGCUCAAUACGUUCGUGAGGCGAGUGCCAAAAGCUUCACGCGUCUCGGACUCGACUCGGUUGAUCUCUAUUAUGUGCAUCGCAUUGACAAGACCGUGCCGAUCGAGGAGACAAUGGGUGUGUUGAAAGAACUCGUUCAGGCUGGCAAGAUCAAGCACAUCGGCCUGUCUGAAUGUUCAAGUGACACGCUUCGACGAGCCCACGCCGUCCAUCCAGUCGCGGCGGUGCAAAUCGAAUAUUCACCCUUUAGCAUGGAAAUCGAGCAUGAAGAAAUCGGUCUUCUGAAAACGUGCCGGGAACUCGGCGUGGCGAUCGUCUGCUAUUCGCCGUUGGGUCGUGGCAUACUCACCGGACAAAUCAAGAGUCCUGACGAUCUUGAAGAGGGCGAUUUCCGAAAGCAUAUACCGCGUUUCUCCAAGGAAAACUUUGCCAAGAAUCUCCAGUUGGUCGAAACGUUGACGGCGAUAGCCAAGAAAAAGAGCUGCACCCCCGGUCAACUUACACUGGCCUGGAUCCUUGCUCAAGGCGAGGAUUUCAUCCCGAUACCGGGCACGACGAAGAUCAAGAACUUGGAAGAGAACGUCGCUGCGGCACAGAUCAAGCUGAGCAAGGAGGAAGUGGAAGAAAUUCGCAAGGCUUGCGAGCAAGCCGAUACAGCAGGCGCACGGUAUCCGGAGGCGAUGAGCGCGAAUCUGUUUGCCGAUUCUGCGCCGAAGAAGAACUAGAUUGA